Molecule: messenger RNA, 2952 nt
Organism: Gracilinanus agilis (Agile Gracile Mouse Opossum)
Lineage: Eukaryota; Metazoa; Chordata; Mammalia; Didelphimorphia; Didelphidae
Gene: DGAT2
Product: diacylglycerol O-acyltransferase 2
Exons: 8
Coding region: 43-1128 (361 amino acids)
Biological process (GO): triglyceride biosynthetic process
Cellular component (GO): endoplasmic reticulum membrane
Molecular function (GO): diacylglycerol O-acyltransferase activity
Source: RefSeq, a predicted model, not a curated record
GCGGGGACGAGGCGGCUGCUUCCCGCGGGCCAGUGAGCGGCCAUGAAGACCCUCAUCGCUGCCUACUCGGGGGUCCUGCGAGGCACUGGCUCUAGCAUCCUCUCUGCACUACAGGACUUAUUCUCCAUCCCCUGGCUAAAUAAAUCUAAGGUUGAGAAACAGCUUCAGGUCAUCUCUGUGCUACAAUGGGUCCUUUCCUUCCUUGUCUUGGGAAUUACCUGCAGCCUCAUCUUCAUGUACAUAUUCUGCACAGAUUGUUGGCUGAUCUCAGUACUGUAUUUCACAUGGCUAAUUUUUGACUGGAAUACCCCAAAGAAAGGUGGCAGGAGAUCAAAAUGGGUGAGAAAUUGGGCUGUGUGGAGAUAUUUCCGAGAUUAUUUUCCCAUCAGGCUGGUGAAGACUCACAACUUGCUAACAACCCGAAAUUACAUCUUUGGAUAUCACCCCCAUGGUAUCAUGGGCCUGGGGGCCUUCUGCAACUUCAGCACCGAAGCCACAGAGGUUGGAAAGAAAUUUCCUGGUAUCCGGCCUUAUCUGGCAACUUUAGCUGGGAACUUCAGGGUCCCUGUGUUAAGAGAAUACUUAAUGUCUGGAGGUAUCUGCCCUGUCAACCGUGACACCAUUGACUAUCUGCUUUCCAAGAAUGGGAGCGGCAAUGCUAUCAUCAUUGUGGUGGGGGGUGCUGCUGAGUCCCUGAAUUCCGCACCUGGAAAGAAUGCUGUCACUCUGAAGAACCGGAAGGGCUUUGUAAAACUAGCCUUGAGGCAUGGGGCUGACUUGGUUCCCAUCUAUUCCUUUGGGGAAAACGAGGUUUAUAAACAAAUAAUCUUUGAGGAGGGCUCAUGGGGCCGAUGGGUCCAGAAGAAGUUCCAGAAAUACAUUGGCUUUGCUCCUUGCCUUUUCCAUGGUCGUGGCUUCUUCUCCUCCAACACUUGGGGCCUAGUGCCAUACUCUAAGCCUAUCACCACAGUUGUGGGCGAGCCCAUCACCAUUCCCAAACUUGAGCAUCCAAGCCAGAAGGACAUCGACCUAUACCAUGGCAUGUACAUGGAGUCCCUGGUGAAACUCUUUGACAAGCACAAAACUAAGUUUGGCCUUCCUGAGACAGAAGUUCUGGAAGUGAACUAAGUGGACUGGGCUGGUGGCAGGCGGCCAGUAGCCUCCUCUCUGGGGGAAGAGUCAGCCUCAAAUCAUUUUUCUACCAAGUUCUCAAGUGCUUUUUGUUCUGUAAAUUUGGAAGCCUCAUGGGUGUCUGUGGGUUAUUUUAAAAAAAAUUAUAAUAACAAAAUAAUUUUGUUAAAAUAUUACAAUGUUAGGUCUUUUUUAAGGAAAAAAGUGAAUGUAUCAAACUCUCUUGCUUCCAGGCCAUCCCACUUUGAACAGCUAAUUUUAUCCUGGUUUCUCUCCUCGUUUCUCAACUUGAUUCCUUCCAUCAUCCAAAAAAAACCAGUUACCUUCCUAUUUAAUUAUGAGGAGGAGACUAGGACUGUGUUUGAAAGCAUUCAGGAUAUGAAAUUAGAGGAAGCUAGAUUCAGAUCUUAGCCCUACAAUUCACUGUCUUGGGCAGGUCACAUGGUACCCAAAGUUCACCUUCUCCACCUCUAAAAUGGGAGGGAUUAGACUAGAUGGUGUCUAGCAUCCUUUCUAGCCUAAGGAUCCUAUAAUCCUAUAAAAUUUCACCUUAGGCCCUAGAGAAAUAAUUUUAAAAUCCAACCACAUUCUUUUUGUUCUGUCCCCAGCCCUAGUGUGUUCACAUUAAUGUGGACUUGUUUCCCAACAGCAUAACAUUCCCUGCUACUGUCUGGUCCUAAAGCAAGGAAAGCGAUGACCCUCUAAUGCAAUUUAACUGCCAUUGAUCCUGAUCUAUAUUGCACAAGUGGGGUGGACCUUUGGGUGAUUUCAUUAAGCAGAGAAAUACUUUCCCAGGUAGAGAGGGUAGUAUGUAGGAUAGGAAAUGUUAGUGUUUAUCUCCCCUUAUUGUUUUGGGGGAGUGGGAUGGGGAGGGCCUGAAAACUACCUUCUACUUUUUGAGAUUUUUGCAUGGUCUGGUCCCCACUUUCCCUACCCCCAACUCUUUUUGUCACAUGUAGACCAGUAAGCACACCCUAUUGAUUCCGUCCCCUCCUCAUCCCAAUUCCCCUUUGGUAAAUGUUUCUCUUUCAAUCUGAAUGUUAGAGGAUACUGGACCUGGCAUAAAAUGCUCCUAACUUAACUGCCUGGGUGACCCUGGGCAUGUCAUUCCACAGAUUUAAGCCUCAGUUUCCUCAUUAAGCAGAGAUAGAGACAGAAAUGCAAUAUUGGGGUUCAUGAGCUCCUUCCUGGCUAGGGAAAUGCAGGCCAGCUCCCACACGGGGAGAAUAAUCUGUGUGGCCCAACUGAAAAGGUCUUGAAAGGAAGUUGAAGAUGUGUGUGGAUGAGAAUUCAUGUAGGACCAACCCAUAGGGCCCAAGCCAUGACUUUGAUGACAGCUAAAAGUUUACAUCAAGAUAGCCCCCUCUCCUGUUUCUGCAUCUGAGGGUAGAAGUGACCUCCAUAGGGACUGUUCCUCCCAUUCAGGGCCUGGUUUGAGGCCUGGUGGGCUUGACAAGUGGUGCCAUUUACCUGAAGGGCAAGUGCCAGGAGUGACCCCAACCUCACAUCUGUGUCAGAAGCUAUAUAUAUGUGUGGUCUUGGGCAAGUCACCUUCCCUGGGCCUCAUUUUCCUCCUAUAAAAUGAGGACUAUGGAUUACUUAACCUUUCAGUUCCCUUCCAGUGUGAAUCCCUAUGAUCCUCUCAUCUACGUGCCUUUGCAGAGCAGGGGGACCAGAGAUGCCUUCUCACAUCCUAGCACCUUAUGGCAAAAUGAGCCUGUAUAUAUAUAUGUUCUCCAUAUUUCUCAAAUCAAUGUACCAUAUCAAAGCAUUUUGUACAAAUUUAUAGAAAUAAACUUUGGUUGGGAUCGGUGUCUUUUC